Lentinula edodes (shiitake mushroom) is the source of this 4293-nucleotide messenger RNA. Its product is annotated as P-loop containing nucleoside triphosphate hydrolase protein. The transcript is spliced from 21 exons. The record is from RefSeq and is a predicted model, not a curated record. Gene Ontology annotation, cellular component: membrane. Lineage: Eukaryota; Fungi; Basidiomycota; Agaricomycetes; Agaricales; Omphalotaceae. Gene Ontology annotation, biological process: transmembrane transport. Gene Ontology annotation, molecular function: ABC-type transporter activity; ATP binding; ATP hydrolysis activity. Bases 1 to 4293 code for a protein of 1430 amino acids.
AUGGUGCAAGUCUCUACUGAUAGCAACGGAUCCCUCGUCUACCCUCAUCGUCCAUGGCACUCCAGAGUUCCCUUUGUUUCCUCCAAAAGCUCCCCACCACGGGCGUCUCUGGAUGAUGCUGAUGUUUUGCCAGAAAAUACCGCGUCCUGGCUAUCGUACUGCACGUUCCAAUGGAUGACUCCUCUCCUAGCUACAGGCUAUGCACGACCCAUCGUAGCAGAGGACUUGUACGAUCUUGGCCAUGAACGUGCGGCGGAAAUGUUCGCCGAUCGGAUUACGCAGAGCUUUGAGAAAAGGGAGCUCGUAGCAAAGGCGUUCAAUCAUCGUCUGGACAUGGACGAGGUUGCACCACCACUUUACAAGUCAUUUUGGUGGGCCAUUACAGGCCAGAAAAAGGUUAAGCUGGCACAAUGGGCAACAAAGGCAAGGAAAGAGCCUAGUCUCGCGAUGGCCUGUAACGACGCAGUGUUUUUCUGGUUCUGGACUGGCGGAUUCUUUAGGCUCUUAGCAGAUGUUGGUACCAUACUGAGUCCUUUGAUUCUGAAGGCCAUUAUCGAUUUCGCAACCACUUCUCAAAAUGAUGUCUCUGACGAUUCCGGAAUUCCUUCUAUUGGGCCAGGCAUUGGUCUUUGUGUAGGGCUCUUCGCAAUUCUCAUCGUCAUCUUCCUCUGCAACGCCCAAGCAUAUUACCGGGGAUAUACCACUGGUGUCAUCCUCCGUGGAGCAUUAAUCCAUGCUCUUUUCAUCCGUGCUACCAAGCUCACGACUCGCUCUCGAUCUGCGGGUGGCUACACUAUAGGCAAAAUCACUGCUCUGAUCAGCGCUGAUGUAUCGCGGAUCGAUUUUUGCAUGCCUUAUUUCCAUAUGACGUUCACCGCUCCUGUGCAGAUGAUCAUCUGCCUCAUUAUCCUUUGUGUUAACCUUGGAUAUAGUGCUUUGCCUGGAUUUGCGUUUUUCGUCCUUGCGAGCCCAGCGCAAGGGAAGAUCACGAAGAGAUUAUUUGAGCUUCGAAAACGAAGUAUGAUCUGGACCGAAAAACGAAUCAAUAUACUACAAGAGUUGCUUGGGGGAAUGAGGGUCAUCAAGCUAUUUGCUUGGGAGCUCCCUUUUCUGGACCGUGUUGACAAAUUCCGAAAUCAAGAGAUGAAAUUUCUCCGUACACGUCUCAUGUGGCGUUCGAUUAAUAACGCAUUAGGCUUCGCUCUUCCAACUCUAGCUGCAGUUAUAUCUUUCAUUGUUUACGCGUCGACCGGACACGAGCUCGAGCCUGCCAUAAUUUUCUCUUCACUGUCGCUUUUUAAUUUGUUAAGGACACCAUUAACUUUCUUGCCUGUUGCCCUCUCAUCCGUAGCGGACGCUUACAAUGCCAUUCAACGUGUUCAAGCGCUCAUGAUGGCGGAAAUAGUGACUAAACCCCUUCGUAUCGAACCGAAUUUACCGAACGCUAUCGAAGUGAGGCGGUCGUCAUUUACCUGGUCGGAUACUGUUUCAACUUCCGCUGCUGCAGGCUCUACUCCGAAUGCCGGACUUGCGGCAAGGAAGGCGAUGGACAAUAUUUCGAAAGGGAAGAAUGACGAUCAGCAUAAUAAUAAUGAAAAGGCUUCGUCUACCACGUCGCCAGAUAAACGUUCGAGCCCGGCAUUUUCUUUGCACGAUAUCACUCUUACCAUUCCACGCGGUCAACUCUGUGCUAUCGUCGGUCCUGUCGGUGCAGGAAAGUCGAGUUUGCUGCAGGCAUUGAUAGGCAACAUGCCUGUGGUAGAUGGGCCUCUCAAAGAGGGGGAGAGUGAACAUAGGGGAGAGGUAGUGUUCGGUGAAAAGGUCGGCUAUUGUCCGCAAAUCCCAUGGAUUCAGAGUGCGACCAUCCGGGAUAAUAUCACAUUUGGACGGCCUUUCUUUGAGGAGAUGUAUUGGAGGGUUGUUGAGGCCGCAAGCUUGUUACCUGACUUUGCAAUGCUCGUGAAUGGCGAUUUGACGGAGGUUGGAGAGAAAGGUAUCUCCCUUUCCGGAGGCCAGCGUCAGCGUAUUUCCAUUGCCCGCGCGCUCUAUUUCGAAACUCCCAUCAUCCUGUUUGAUGACUCCCUUUCUGCGCUUGAUGCUCAUGUCGGACAAGCUGUGUUUACUGAUGCCAUUCAAAACAUGCUCAAAGGGAAGACAAGACUGCUUGUCACGCAUCAAUUACAUUUCUUGCCAUAUGUUGAUUGGGUGAUUUGUAUAGAGCAAGGGCAGGUCGUGGAACAAGGAACUGGGGUACUGGGACAGGAAGUUCAGACCGGAAAGUCCGACUCGGAGAUGGAAGAGAGGGACACACAGGAAGUGAAAAAUGAGCAAAAGGCAAUUGAUGAGGCGGCUGGUGAACGGGCUGAGCAAACUAAAGCAAAGCCCCAACAACAGAAGCUUAUGCAAAGCGAAGACAGGAACGUAGGGUCUGUCGAUAUUAAAGUCUACAUAGAGUUCCUGGAAGCCGGCGGUCUGGGGUACACAUUUCCUUUGUUUGUUGUUGCCGUAUGCUUCUUCCAGGGAUCUAGCGUGCUUAGUCCGUAUUGGCUCGUUUUCUGGGAGGAUGAAAAAUUUAACAUUUCCCGAGGAGCCUAUAUGGGUAUUUACGCUGUCCUGGGUUUUGCUCAGGCAUUUGGUCUCUUCUCCAUGGGAGCUGUAUUUGCUCUUUUUACAUUCAACGCUUCACAAGUUAUGCAUAGGCGCGCUCUGAGGCAGGUUGUGCACGCUCCCAUUGCAUUCUUCGAGUCACCCCUCGGCCGCAUCAUGAACCGUUUCAGCAAAGAUAUUGACACCCUCGAUAAUGUUCUCGGAGAGGCUUUGCGCCAGUUCCUGGGCACCGCUGUUCAAGUCAUCGGGUCUAUCGUCCUGGUGUCUAUCAUUCUCCCAUGGUUCCUCAUCGCCAUCGUCUUCAUUCUACUUCUGUAUUAUUAUAUCGCGAUAUUCUAUCGUGCUAGUGCCAGAGAGUUGAGGCGCAUAGAUGCAAUCCUCCGUUCACAAUUAUAUAGUCACUUCUCUGAGUCAAUGUCUGGUCUAUCGACAAUCCAGGCUUACGGGGAAACGGAAAGGUUCCAGAAGGAAAAUGCAGCUAGGAUCAACCUAGAGAACCGUGCUUACUGGCUCACUGUCACCAAUCAACGCUGGCUCAGUGUCCGACUCGACUUCCUAGGGUCUCUGAUGGUGUUUGCCGUUGCAAUACUCGCAGUCGGUACGAGGACUAGUAUAUCACCUGCGGAGACAGGGGUAGUCCUUUCCUAUAUGCUUGUGGUUCAACAGGCUUUUGGAUGGGCAGUACGGCAAAGCGCCGAGGUAGAAAAUAACAUGAACGCCGUUGAGAGGUUGAUUUACUAUGCGACUGAGAUUGAACAAGAGCCACCUCAUGAGAUACCGGAGAACAAACCCCCACCGGAAUGGCCCUUUGCUGGAGCAAUUGAGAUGAAAGAUAUUGUGGCGACGUAUCGACCUGGUUUACCCCCUGUGCUGCAAGGAAUAUCAGUCAAGGUAAACGGCGGAGAGCACGUAGGGAUUGUGGGCAGAACCGGAGCAGGGAAAUCGACUAUUACGAUGGCGCUGUAUCGAACGAUGGAGCUGCUAUCUGGUCAUAUUAAGAUCGACGGCGUCGAUAUCUCGCAUAUUGGUCUAAGAGACCUUCGCCGCGCACUCACCAUUAUUCCUCAAGAUGCGAUUUUGUUCAGUGGUGAUCUCCGAUCCAACUUGGAUCCAUUCGGCCAAUACGACGACGCCCGUCUGUGGGAUGCUCUUAGACGCUCGUAUCUCGUUGAACCAACCAAAUCCGGAACUUCUUCUCUAGGAAAAUCCACCGGAAUUGAAGAGGAGGAUAACACGAUAACGGAUUGUGGGUUAACACUGGAUAGCCGGAUUGAGGAGGGAGGAGCAAAUCUUUCUGUCGGGCAGAGAAGUUUAGUCAGUCUGGCGCGAGCAUUGGUAAAGGACUCAAAGAUUAUCAUCAUGGACGAGGCAACGGCUUCCGUCGACUUCGAAACGGAUCGCAACAUUCAAAAUACGGUGCUGUCUGAGUUUUCGCAGUGCACCUUGCUAUGUAUUGCACAUCGCCUGCGAACAAUUAUUGGGUAUGAUCGUAUAUGUGUUAUGGAGGAGGGGUUAGUGAAAGAAUUUGAUAAGCCAGAGGUACUUUGGAAGGACGAGCGAGGUAUAUUUAGAGGCAUGUGUGACCGGUCAAACAUUUCAAUUGGGGAUAUUCGAGCUGCUAGGAAACAGAGUCUUGCGUGCUCUGGCGCAGAUGAUAUUGGGACGAUGGUUUGUGGCUCUUUCUGA